CUCUGACAUGCGGCUGUUAUUUUAACUCAACGUUUUGUACAUGUACACUUGUCGUCGAACCAGUUACUACAAUUUUGGCACGAGGUAGAAGUACAUCAUGUUUAACACUUACAGUUAUAUAUUAUAAAUAUAUGACCAGUAUGUAUGACUGGCCUCAACUGGGAUAAGUGUCUUUACGUGAUACAGCGCAACGUUUACAAAUUCAGUAUUAUGUUUGGCAAGCUGUGUUCAGGGCAUCCGCAGAUUCCGCACAACGUUUCACUGUCAUUCGAUUGGAUAUUAAAGUAAUAACUCCUGUUGUGGCUCGCUGGGAAAGAUAAACACCAGCAAGUAUCCCUAAAUCACAUAGGUUGUAAUAGAGCAUUGGAGCAUCUUCAUACACGAGACAACAUGGAUACGGUUGAGCCCGGGACUGGACUCACUCCAAGGGAGAAAAACGCGCUCAGAGACACCUGGGCUGUUGUAAUGCAAGACAAAAGAAAAAACGGAUUCCUCUUUUUUAAAAAAUUCUUCGAAAUGUUCCCGAAAAUGCAGGGCUAUUUCAAAUUUAGAGAUGUUGAAUUAAACGACCUUGAAGAAAAUGCGACGUUUAAAUUACAUGCUGGAAAAGUGUUUACCCAGAUCAACAACAUGGUUGAAAAUUUGGACAAUGUUCCGGAGCUCGUGGGGAUCAUAAAAGGGGUGGGUUCUGACCACGCCCCCAAUGGUAUUACUGCAGAAGCAUUUGAGAAUCUCAGAGAUGCUUUCCUUGCCUUUCUCGUUGAGAGGAUGAGUGCGACCAUUACGCCGUUCCAAAAGACAUCAUGGGAGAAGGUGAUGGGAGUAAUCGUUGCUCUAGCUCAAGACGGAUUCAACAGUGCAAAAGGGACCCAAUAAAAAUCACAAUAUAGACUGGGGAGUUUCAAUUAAAAAACUCCAAAUGCCAUUCUUAGCCAAAAUAUACUCCUUAAAUACGAUGCAGCAAAUGUGCAAGGACGUAUUCGAGUAUAUUACCACAUCACCCCUUUCAACCAGGAUGAACUCGGUUUAAAGCAUGAGCUCUUGUGAUUUAAUACUAUAAGUUAUUGAAUGAUUUGAAGUGCAAU
Owenia fusiformis is the source of this 1085-nucleotide messenger RNA. The record is from the annotation of a GenBank genome assembly. NCBI's taxonomy places the organism in Eukaryota, Metazoa, Annelida, Polychaeta, Sabellida, Oweniidae.